UGCGUCAUAUUGCAGCAUCAUGGAGGUCGGCUACCACUGCGAAUCAAGGCUGUGCCAGAGGGAACCAACGUUCCUACCAGGAAUGUCUUAUUUACCGUCGAGAACACUGACCCUGCAGUGCCGUGGGUUACCACUUUCUUCGAGACUUUGCUGGUCCAGGUGUGGUACCCCACCACGGUUGCUACCAUCUCCCGAGUCUACAAGCAAAUCUUACAUCACUACCUGUCCCUUACAAACGACAACCUUCUCCAACUUGAGUCUUCUCUGCAUGACUGUGGGUACCGCGGUGUUUCAUCCAUUGAAAGUGGUGCCAUAGGAGGCGCUGCUAACCUGAUCCACUUUAAGAUUACAGGUACAGUGGCUGGGUUGUGCUUACUGAGAAAGUACUACCACUUGAAGACGCCCUGGGGUUAUGCAGAUCCGUGUUCUGAACACUCAUCAGUCACGUCUUGGGGACGACAUCGGGAAGCAGACGCUUACACACACAUGCUCAACACUUACCCAGGAAGGCCUGUAUCGUGUGUGAUAGACUCGUAUGACAUGUAUAAAUGUCUUAAGGAGAUCAUAUGUGGUCAGCUGAAGGACCUGGUGAAAGAACAUGGUCAGAAAGGAGGAGUGUUGACGGUGCGACCCGACAGCGACGACCCGGCCACUGCUGUUCUCAAGUGUCUGGAGAUUUUGGGACAACAUUUCGGGACGGAGAUCAACAACAAGGGCUACAAGAUGCUACCUUCUUUCCUGCAGGUCUUUCACUCUGACGGCAUCAAUAUUCAGUCUCUCGUCAACAUCUUGAGGACUACAGAGCGUCAUGGAUGGUCAACGGGCAACUUCAAGCUGGGUGCGGGGAGUUCCCUCCUACAGAAGAUCAAUCGAGAUAUUCUGAACUUCGCGUUCAAGUGCAGCUUUGCAGUUGUAGACGGGAGAGAGAGAGAGGUGUACAAGCAACCCAUGACCGACACUGGCAAGAACAGCAAGAAGGGUCGUCUUACCCUUCAGUCACACAACAAAAACUACAUAACUAUUGAACACGGGAAAGGUGACCCAGAGAAGGACUUGCUCGUCCCAGUGUUUGAGAACGGAAAACUACUGCACGACUACAGGUUUGAGGAAAUUCGUCAGAGAGCCCAAAUUACUCCAGAUGAUAUCGAUAUUCUACAGUUCUUGACUGCUGACAAAUAACAAUUAAGUUGACUGAAUAUGUAACUUUCAAGCAGAUGAGCUUUAUCUGAAGACUUGCCAUGUAGUGCCCUAUUUUAACGGCAGAGUACAACAAAAAUUAUUGCCGAUAUUAAGAAUCCAUCCUGAAAAGUUGCAUUUACAAGUAGGCAAUGUUAACCAAAUAUGAACCAAUAAUUAUUUUUUAUAAAAAAAAAAUCUAAUGCUGUUAAUUUCUGGAAGCGUGUGUUCAGGCGUUUUCAAACCAUUUUAAUGAAAUCUGAAGCAGCUUACAGAGAUAAAGAUGAAAAACAAUCCGAAGAAAAUGGAUAUUCAGGUUUAAUGUUAUACAUAUUUGGUAAGAUAUUUGAGACGCUACUUGGGAAUUUGCUCCACUUAUCUACAACUCUUUUGCCAAACCAAUACUUCCCUGUAUCCUUUCUACAUCUAAAUUUAUUUAACUUGAAUACAAUGCUACGAGUCCUGUCUUAGAGCUUGGCGCUCCAUGACUGUGCUUCAGGUCCUUCAAGGCUGAAGGACUGAUUACCUCAUCUUUAAUAAUAUAAUAAUAUUAUAUUUCUACAAGUACAUGUACAAGAUAUACAGUCCUAGCUGACAUCAAUGACACAACUGUAUAGAAAGCCGCUUGUUAUGCUGAGCAUUUUGGGCAUAUUAUUAAGUUUUGUCGCAGGAUGCGACCCACACCAGUCCACUAACACCCAGGUACCCAUUUUUACUGAUGGGUGAACAUGGACAGCAGGUGUAAAGGAAACACGCCCAACGUUUCCACCCUUGCAGGGAAUCAGACCCAGACACCUCAGCGUGUGAAGAUGUUGUACAUGUGUCUAAUUCGUCAUGGCUGGAACAAAUUGCCGAAUAGCGUCACUGAAGUGAGAAAUUUGGGUAUCCUUGAUUAAAUAUUCGUUGGGCGGGUACAUGAGUGGGUGUGAGUUGGACCUGCCUAAUAUGGGCGUUAAGGUUGGUGUGUUGGGUUAAAAGCCUAAGGACUACACGAAGUUCGUUAAGACCUACAAAUAACGUUUUACGUUACCAGUGAGGGAUACUUUAAUCCCUAAAAUAGGGAUUAAUUAAACUCAAGUGUAUAUUCACUUAGAUAUACACCUCUUAGUGUAUAUACCCGUAUAUGAUAAGCUAUAUUCAAGACAUCUACAAGUAAUUUAUAGACCAUUAUAUAGUUGUACAAUGAUUCUGAAGGCACUUGAAAGUUUAAAGCGUGCUUAUUAAUAAUGGUAUAUUGUGCAUAUUUAAUGUAGACUAAGCCAAUAAAGUCAGUAUGGUUGGGGUAUGACUGAGCCAAGAGUAUCUGAUGUAUUUCUCUGGGCAUGAUUAGAGUACCUAGCUGAGAGUGAGAAUACUAUUCACACGAAACUCUUCAGAAAAGAGGAAGACAAGUUGAUAAAUUAUAUCGUAAGAAUUAUGAGACUAUAUUUUCAUGGUGGCAAGUAAAGAAGGCAUACGAGAGGCUGAAUUUAUAAACGGUGUAACGAACUCAUUAUUGAUCAAUUUAUUUUUUAAAUAAUGUAUUACCAUAUUGUAGCAGCUAAUAAAAUGUUGGUGCCCAGUCCCUGGGUCCAUGUGUCUUUUUAAGUUUUUGACUACCUGUCACAGGAUGGGUAUGAGAUGCAUAAUAACGCUUACACACUACAUUCACCAACCAAUUAAGUGUAACUGCAAUUCAUAUUCCAAACAAUAUUCCUUAUUAAUUAAUGUAAAUCCAGCAUAAUCUAAAAUAAUUGUUUUUCUGCUAUCUUUAUUACCCCAUUUCUUUUGUACUUUAAUUAUACGUAAAUUUUUAUAAUAAUUCUCUAGCUUUUACAGUGUGCAUAAAAAUAUCCAUCCUGAUUUGUUACCCAGCCUACAAUUAAAUAAUUUUUAAGACCUAGAAUUAGGCUGGCCAAAAUGCUUUGCAUGACAAAGAAUUUGAUCUAAAAUAUGUAGCACAAUGUUUUCCUAAAAUUGUAACGAAACAUUCUAAACCAUCCGCUGUAACCUCAGUGUAUUCUAAAUAAAUAAACAUCUUAUUUUUUAAA
Messenger RNA from Cherax quadricarinatus, 3206 nucleotides. NCBI's taxonomy places the organism in Eukaryota, Metazoa, Arthropoda, Malacostraca, Decapoda, Parastacidae. The record is from RefSeq and is a predicted model, not a curated record.